Messenger RNA from Eutrema salsugineum, 819 nucleotides. RefSeq lists its product as uncharacterized. The transcript is spliced from 5 exons. Lineage: Eukaryota; Viridiplantae; Streptophyta; Magnoliopsida; Brassicales; Brassicaceae. The record is from RefSeq and is a predicted model, not a curated record. Bases 1 to 819 code for a protein of 272 amino acids.
AUGAGCCUAUUUCCUGAAUUUGGUAGCUGGAUCAAUCAACAACCUCAAAAUGCCGAGUCCAAUGACCCUGGACCUGAUCAUGUGUGGGCAGUAGAUCCUAAAUAUUUUGACGUCGCUGAGGCGCAGAAGGAGGCAUUACUUUGGCGAGCCGAGGAGGAGAAGCAUCCAUGGUAUGAUGCUCCUGCUAAGGUCAAGGUGAAAACAAAAAAUGGUCUUUGUCAUAUGAACAUGCAAUUUACAAUAGGAUUGCCUCCUGAAGCAGUCUAUGAGAUGUUCACUAAUCCAAACAACUUGCCAUUCUUUCGAGAGGACGAGGCCGGACGUCAACUUCUGGUUUUUGUUUUCUUAUCAUUGGAAAACAAAUCAACAAAGGUUUUUAAAAAAGAUGGACCAAGGCAGACGACGGAAGUGGAGAAAGCUCUAACAUGGAACUUUCUUUGGUGGUCUGGAGCUAUCCCGAUCCAUCUCAUUAUCGAUGAAAACCAUAAAACUCUUACAGCAAAAUAUAAGACAAAGAAUUUGAUGUUAAUGAAAACGUUGGAGGGUAGUUGGAAAGUGGAGCCAGACUUCGUAGAUCAAGAACGCUUGUGCAAGUCAAAGUUGCCGGAGAGUCGAGAAGAAUACAAAAGAUGUAGCGGCGGAAAAGGAAAGGUUGGGUCGAAAGUGACAAUGGAGCAGAUUUUUCAGCCUUCUUCACUUCUUAAUUUGCCGCCAGUUUCUUGGUUCAUCCGUGGGAUCACCAUCAAAACCACCAAGGCUCUUCUUGAAGAUCUUAGAAAAGCCGGUGCCACGUUCCGAGGAGUUCCACUUGGUAAAUAA